GACGCCAUGCUGAUGGGCUCCCUGCCACCCCCACCCCCCCACCACCACCCGCCACCCCCCGCUUUCCGGCAGCAGCGGGUGCUCCCCACGGCGCUGGGGUGGGCUGGGGGGGUCCAGGGUGGCUGCGGAUGGGGGGGUCUUUGCUCUGCGUGCGCGCGCGUGUACCUGGGGGGGUGUGUGUGCAUGUACACGCGUGUGCAGACCCGCGGGAGCUGCCCAAGCCCCCCCCUGCCCCGCUGCGGGGUGCCCCCGGGGUACCCGCUCCCUGGCACCCCCCGCUCCAUCCCGCCAGGUCUCCAAUAAAGUUCAUCGUGCGAGCGCUGCGCCGGGCACCUCUUCUUGCGGGUGGGGGGCACCUGCUCCCCCGGGGGGGGUGGUGGUGGCCGGCCGGUGGUGGCAGUGGCACAUCCCCCCCACCACGGCCCCGCAGGGUGACGGCGAGGCCUCGGUCCCUUAUCUCGGAUUCCUGGGGCCGGGGUGCCUAAUUAUGGGCAUCUGGCGGCGGUGGCGGCGGCGGCGGGGGGCCGGCCCCCUCCCUGGCCGGACCUCGGGGGGCGCGGGCAGCGGGCGCCAUGGCCUCGCUCGGCUCGGGCACCAUGUACCGUGGCUACGGCCAGGGGCACGGGGAGCCCCGCUUCGAGGGCGACCGGCGGCACGGACCCUUCGGGGCGCGGGCACACGAUGGCUUCGGGUACCCAGGGUCCCCGGGCGCCGUGUGCCCCUGCAGCCUGGGCACCUGGGUGCGUGCCCAGGGUGACACCUACCAGGUGGUGGCCGACGUCAGCCAGUUCGAGCCCCCCGACAUCGUGGUGACCACCUCCAACUGCCACGUCGCCAUCCAGGCUGAGAAGGUGGCCGAGGACGGCACCGUCUGCGACACCUUCACCCACAAGUGCCAGCUGCCCGAGGACACGGACCCGCUGUCGGUGAGCUGUGCCCUCACCGAGGCCGGCACGCUGGUCAUCACCGCCCGCCGCCGCGCCGGACCCCGGCCCGGUGAGCCCCCGCCACCGUGCUACCGCAGCGAGGCCACGCUGGCAGCCGGCACCGGGUGAAGAGGGGCUUCUCCCCCCGGGGACGCCCACCCCGCUGCCACGGCGAGACUCGGCCGGUGCCCGCGGGCCGUGCCCCCUCCCCACCUCCGGCCCCUCGGCACUCGGGCCCUGUUUAUAAAGUCCUUUUAUUAAAUUAA
Messenger RNA from Chroicocephalus ridibundus (black-headed gull), 1192 nucleotides. RefSeq names its product heat shock protein beta-7-like. The record is from RefSeq and is a predicted model, not a curated record. Bases 573 to 1055 code for a protein of 160 amino acids. Lineage: Eukaryota; Metazoa; Chordata; Aves; Charadriiformes; Laridae. Gene Ontology annotation, cellular component: nucleus; cytoplasm. The transcript has 3 exons.